This is a messenger RNA of Peniophora sp. CBMAI 1063, 3312 nucleotides long. Lineage: Eukaryota; Fungi; Basidiomycota; Agaricomycetes; Russulales; Peniophoraceae. The record is from the annotation of a GenBank genome assembly.
AUGGCGCCAGGACCCGAACCCGACAUAACAGCUGUUCAUAGUCGACACCUCGCCAAGUUUGCUCCCGUACUGCGAAAGAUAGAGGCGAAACCGGGCCAGAACUCUUUGCCUGUGAGGACUGAAAAGAGUAACUUCUUCAGCAAUACAACGCGCUCGCUAGCUGUGGCAUUCGACUGGCCAAACACACUCAAGAAUCGCGUCCCAAUACCGGGAGCGGACUGGACAUACGAACAGAUUCCGGAGUUGCCGCGUCUUGCGUCGGAGGACGAGGAGAAUGCCAGGCGCGAUUACCUGGAAAAGCUCAAAACGAAAGUACGCAAGCACUACACGAAGCUGAGAAAGGAAGGUGGCGCGGGGGGCGGCAAGCUCUCUAACGCAACCGUUCAAGCGUAUAUCGAUCGUGUCGUGAGCGCCAUGCAGCCACCCCCGAAGCCCCCGCGCUCUCUGGACUUCUAUCAGAGCCACUAUCAAGAUCGCUGGCUCUCCGACUUCAAAGACGAAUGGGCGGCGCGCGUGUCAAAGGCCGCCGGAGACGCAGAGUUGGAAGAGUUGGAGAAGUCGCGGGCGGGCGAACAGCGCCGUUAUGCCGCCAAGCGCUGGAACGCUGAAAGGGCUGACUUCCGCGACUCCGUGCGGGCGAAGUGUGAAGCUCAUUCGCAUGAAGCGACGGAGAAGUACAGACUCCUGUGGGGCGCGCCUGCAGAUGAGGCGCGUGGCUCUCGAGCAUGGGCUCAGCCGGAGAUGGGCGCCUUCUUCAACAUGUUACUGAAUUGGGCGGCCAGACGAUACGGUCUCGCCAUGGCGCUAUUCGUCUCUGGAAAAGCGGACGACGGAAAAACUGAUACAGCUAAGGUCUUUGCGACGUGUGGCGCUUCACCCGGGAGUCAAGACCUCGAAGGCUUCUUGGGCCACAUCGUUACGGACAUCAUGCAGCUCAUGACGACUUACGCCCGCGAGCACCUCGUCGGCGCGCCCAUUGAAGCACCUGCGACGGACGACACCGACGCCGAGGAUACGGACAACCCUGUUGCCGAAGAAGAGGAAGACUUGUUGUCAUUAUUGGAUAAGGUACGUUUGCGCCGCUUUUUAUACAAGUCGUGCCACAUCAUCCCAACAACGCCCCUCCGACAACAGGCACAGUACACUUUGCCCAACAAAGAACGCGGGCGAUCUCUCAUCCGGACGUCGCUGAACUGGCCCGAGGCAUCUCACUCGGUGUCCCACCACCCUCCGGACGAGCGGAAGGCAUCUAGCGCGCGUGCGACGACGCGACCGGCUCCAACAACCUCGCCUUCUGCAUCUCUUCGUUCUGCACGCCACUCUCCUGGUCCAUCCCAAACGCGCCGUUCAGCCAUCCCCCGUCGCUCGCCGUCGCUCCCAUCUCGAUACGGUGAUCGCACGGCUAUCCCACAGCGCCAAUCGCCUUCUUCGGCACGCCGGUCGAGAUCCAUCACACGCCAUGCCGCGCAUACAGGGACAGCUUCUCCUCAUUCAGCGGCGAAUCGAGGUCGCUCUCCCCCGCGUUCGAAGUCUCGUCGCCCUCCGCAUACGCCUCGCGUGCGCUCCCGUUCCACCAGCCGUCAUUCGGCAUACGGCAUCCACCCACCGCGAUCGCCGUCUCUGCCAGCUACUCGGCAAUCACGGUCACGGGCGCGCCGAACCCCCUCUCUUCCCCCUACGAGUCGCGAUCCCAGUUCCAUAUUCCCGGCGCACGGUCGUUCCAGCAACCACAUGAGCGGACGUUCGAUUGCGCAUGUUCAGCGUUCACCGUCCUUGAUGCGGGCUCGCGCGAGCUAUGCCGUCUAUAAGCCUGCGUUCCCCGAUUCCCCGACCCCGCGUGGAUUCGACGACCCAGACCUCGACUUAAGCCCUGGCGCCGACGGGCCUGGGAACUUUGGAGGCGGCGAGCCAUGGCGAGUGCCUGCUCCGGGUGUAGACGGAGACGUGGAGAGGGGAAGGUCGCCAGCACAAAGCAACACGAGCAAGCUCGCUCGGUCUAUGAGCCGCUCGUUGCCGCCGGAAGGCGCCAGCGACGACGAGAUCAUGAGUGCUUAUUCUAUGCAUUCGAACUUGUGGUCGAACCGCGAACAGAAGACCAAGAGGGUGAAGAAGAAGGCUAAGACGCGAGCGCGAAGCUCGGACGGUGACGAUGCCGGAGAUGGCGCGAAAGAACGACCAAAAGCGCGCCCGAAGAAGAAACGCGGGAGGUCCAAGGGCAACGAUACAGGUCCCGGAAACGGGCAGGAUUCUAAAGGCGGCAAGGUACUGGGUAGGCGGAAGGAGCGCUCUAGCGGAGCGGAGCGUAAUGACUCGGUGGAGAGAGUGGUCCCGAUCGAACGACAGCCAGCGAAGAAGAAGAGGCGCGCCGUUAUUUCCGAUGAUGAGGAUGAGCCAGAAGAGGCAGGUUGGGUUCUUCCGCUGGAUGAGCUGGGCGCGCCGAGCGAAGACAUCGUUGCCGGUGCGCACAGUACGCAAUCCAAGGAGAAACGGCCGACGGACGGUGAUGGGAACAUCGGUGAGGGCACGGGCGAGAGAGCGGGAGGUGUUCCGGUAAGGAGCGGGCGCGUGGCGGAGGGACAGAGCGGCGAGAACGUUUCAAGACGGGUCCUGCCAUCGGCAGGGAAGACCGGUCCUACGAAAGCGAGCGGGUUAGGAGCGACGAACGCCUGGAAACGGUACGAGUCGAAACGCACCUUCAUCAAUGAGCUUGCGGAUAAGUUGCACGGCGAAGAAAAACGUGCGUAUACCGAGCUGGUCAGCGCGACGGAAGAUAUCAUUAGGCUGGACGACAUUUGGGUCAGUAUAUGCACGCCGUCUUUGCCUAUGGCCGGCCGUCCAGACGCUUGUGGGACGAUGACGCGUGGCCGCGGGGCAAAACUGAAGGCGGACCAGAUAACCGCGAAUUGGGGCACCCAUAUGGAGAAGUGGUGGAUGGGUAUGCAACCGUCGCAACGCCGGGUCGCUGUUGGCGCGUUGAGCGACCUUCGCCCGCCUGGUCGCGAGAUGGAGUGGGAUGCGUUGGCUGCGACGAGAGGCUAUAAAGGGCCGUUCUUGCUGCUGUGGUGCAUGGCGCAUUGGAUUCUGUCGGAACAGGGGCGGGAUAACUUCGUGGUGCUGGCGAAGGACAUGGCGGCGACGUUCAAGGUGCUCCUGGCCGUCCGUCAAGAGGAAGGUGAGAGCGGGAAGCAAGGACCGUCGGCACAAGCGCCACAGUCUUCGGCAGCAUCUGAGAAGCCCAAGGACGCUUCGGGUGGGAGAGGCGCGCGUACGAAAUGGGCGACGGAGAAGGGAUCAUACAGUAGUAAGAAGUAG